Messenger RNA from Colletotrichum karsti, 885 nucleotides. RefSeq names its product putative aldo/keto reductase. The record is from RefSeq and is a predicted model, not a curated record. Gene Ontology annotation, molecular function: oxidoreductase activity. The transcript has 4 exons. Lineage: Eukaryota; Fungi; Ascomycota; Sordariomycetes; Glomerellales; Glomerellaceae. Bases 1 to 885 code for a protein of 294 amino acids.
AUGGCCUCCGCCCUCACUUUACAGUCGAAGCAAAAGCUCAACACCGGCUAUGAGAUCCCUGUCCUGGGAUACGGCCUCUGGAAGACCCCUCCCGAACAGGCCCACGAGGUGGUCAUCGAGGCGUUGAAGGUCGGAUAUCGCCACAUCGAUUCCGCUGCCUCAUACAAGAACGAGGCCGGCUGCGGAAGUGCCAUCCGCCAGACCAAGGACAUCCCUCGCUCCGAGAUCUUCUUCACCUCCAAGGUGCGCCAUAUCCACUAUGAUGGCGCCAAGGAGCAGGUCGAGAAGACUCUGGAGGAGACCGGUCUCGAGUACAUCGAUCUGAUGCUCCUCCACUGCCCCUACGGUGGCUCCGCCGGCCGCAAGGGCGCCUGGAAGGCUCUGGUCGAGGCUCAGGAGGCUGGCAAGGUGCGCUCGAUCGGCAUCAGCAACUACGGCGUGCACCACCUCGACGAGCUUGAGACGCACAUCAAGGAGCUCGAGGCCGAGCGUGGAGCGGGCAAGGGCGGCGUGAUCGACGUUGCCCAGUACGAGAUUCACCCCUGGUGCGCGAGGAACGACAUCGUCCAGUGGCUUCAGAAGCGCAACGUCGCCAUCGAGGCCUACAGCCCCCUGGUCAGGGGUGAGAGAUGGGGCGAGAAGAACCUCAAAGCUCUCGCCGACAAGCACGGCAAGACCGAGGCUCAGAUCUUGCUGCGCUGGAGCUUGCAGAAGGGCUAUGUCCCCCUGCCCAAGAGCGUCACUCCCGCUCGCAUCCUUGCCAACACCGAGAUUUACGACUUCCAGCUGUCUGACGAGGACAUGAAGUCCCUCGAGACCGACGAGUAUGCUCCGGUCUGUUGGGAUCCGACCGUUAGCCCCCUGGAUGGACCCCAGGAUGGCUGA